Molecule: messenger RNA, 1485 nt
Organism: Monascus purpureus
Lineage: Eukaryota; Fungi; Ascomycota; Eurotiomycetes; Eurotiales; Aspergillaceae
Source: the annotation of a GenBank genome assembly
AUGGCCACUUCUUCAGGACGCCCUCCAUACGACAAGGUGAUACGCGAUAUUGCCCACUAUGUAUUUACCUACCAAGUAGAAGACGAACGAGUCCUACGGUGUGCCCGGACGGCUCUUCUUGACGCACUGGGAUGCGCAAUAGAGACCGUCGCCAAGAGCGCGGACUGCCGCAGGAUCAUCGGGCCCGUUAUCCCCGGUACGCAAGUCCCGAAUGGCUUCCAAUUGCCAGGGACAUCGUAUAGUCUGGACCCGCUGAAGGGCGCAUUUGACCUGGGAACGCUGAUCCGCUAUUUGGACCACAAUGAUGCACUCGCGGGGAAGGAUUGGGGGCAUCCCUCGGAUAACAUCGGUGCCCUGCUGCCCGUCAUGGAUUGGCUGUGCCGCGAGGAGGCUAGCGGCAGCCCUGCCCGGCGUGGCCCAGGGCCACCGCUGAUCCUGCGCACGCUGUUGGAGGCCAUCGUCAAGGCAUACGAGAUACAGGGAUGCAUGCUGCUGCAGAAUGCGUUCCAUGAAUUCGGGCUGGACCACGUUCUCCUGGUCAAGCUGGCAUCGGCAGCAGUCGUGCCGUGGCUGCUCGGAAUGAGCGAGACGGAGACGAUGGCGUGCAUCUCGCAUGUCUGGAUGGAUGCAGCCCCCUUACGCGUGUAUCGUUCGGGAUUGAAUACCAUCCCCCGAAAGGGCUGGGCCGCCGGGGACGCCUGCAUGAGGGCCGUGGAAUUCGCUCUCUUGGUGCGCUCAGGCCAGUCGGGCAGUCCUACGGUGCUGACCAUGCCAAGAUGGGGCUUCUACGCAAGCACAUGGAGAGGAAGCGGAGUGUUUGUGCUCCCCAUGCCCUAUUCAGACUGGGUCGUUCGGAACGUGUUCUACAAGGUGAUGCCGUUGGAGGGCCAUGGGAUCGCCCCCGUCGAAGCAGCUGUCAUCCAGAGCGGCCGCAUGCAAGACAGAGGACUUCACCACCCGGUGCAAGACAUCGAGAAAGUAGUCAUCCGCACGAACGCCGCGGCAAAGAUGAUAAUAGAUAAACCCGGUCCGUUGCACAACCAUGCCGACCGGGAUCACUGCAUGCAAUACGCCGUCGCCGUGAGUCUCCUCAAAGGCUCGGUGCCGGAGGCUGCGGACUUUGACGACGACAGCCCCUUUGCCAGCAGUCACGACGUCGAAACGCUAAGAGCAAGAAUGGAGAUCUACGCCGACGACCGGCUCACAGCAGACUAUCUGAGUCUCCAGAAAAAAUCGAUCCCCUCCGGUGUGACCGUCCAUCUCACUAAUGGGCAGAUCUUAGAAGAGGUUCUGGUGGAGUUUCCGUGCGGACAUGUCGAGAGGCCGGAAACCAUCGUCCAUGUAAAGGAGAAGUUCCGGCGGAAUCUCUCGCUGCUCUUUUCCGCCGAAGAAGCUGCUUUGAUUGAAGAUGCGGUGGAGAACAGGGACCAUCUUCCAGUCCGUGACUUUGUGGAUAUGUUGGCGCGGGAAUCGGACUUUACCUAG